Molecule: messenger RNA, 2004 nt
Organism: Syngnathoides biaculeatus (alligator pipefish)
Lineage: Eukaryota; Metazoa; Chordata; Actinopteri; Syngnathiformes; Syngnathidae
Product: protein eva-1 homolog C
Exons: 8
Coding region: 98-1342 (414 amino acids)
Molecular function (GO): carbohydrate binding
Source: RefSeq, a predicted model, not a curated record
CAAGAAAAAGAAAAAACAAUGGCAUCAUUGAUCCACUGAUCUCUUUCCGAGGCCAUCAACAGAAACGCAAGACGACAUCGCAACAAAAGAGAGGACAAUGGCGGCGCUGAGGAGGCUCGCUUGGGUUCUCUGGGCUUUGGCUCUGGGGAUUAACACGGCCCGGUCGGUUCCGGAUUUCUCUUUGUAUCCGCACAGUGUUCUGAAGAACCACACGGCUCACGCUUGCGAGGGGGAAACGCUCGCCAUCGAGUGUCCCGCCAGAACGUCCGUGGCCGUCUUAUCGGCCUUCUUUGGACGCCGCGUUCCUCGUCGCUAUUUGUGUCCCAGCCGCAAGACAAAUCAAAGCCACCAAGACGACGCCGAGUGUUCUUCUCCGGUCGCUAUCGAGAAAGUGGUGUCGGAGUGUCGGGACAAGCGGUCGUGCCAAAUCCCCGUCUUCGGCCCCGUGUUUGGGGACGACCCCUGCCCGCUCACCAGCAAGUACCUCCUGGUGUACUACAAGUGCAGACCAGCGCACCACCGCACCAGACUGGCGUGCGAGAACGAGCGCCUGAGGCUGGCGUGCAAGAACGACACCGUGCUGGCCAUCUACUCGGCCAGCUUCGGACACUCGCCGUACGGGGCCCCCCUGUGCCCUCGGGGAGGGGGCCGGCCGGCGGACGUGGAAUGUUUGUCGCCAUCUGCACUGAGGAGAGUUUCCCGGCGGUGUCACGGCCGAGCGAACUGUUCGGUCCUGGCUGACGCGCGCACUUUUGGGGACCCGUGUUUCCCCGGCACCAGGAAACACCUGCGAGUGUCCUACACUUGUGUGCCCAGGUACCUUCUGGAGGGCUUGGGUCGAGGGACAACGGAUCCUUUCAUGAUCUCGGACUACACACACGGUGGAUGGUACACUGGCCCCACCUACAGGCAACAAAAUGUUCUACUAACCAACUCUCUGGAGAUGAUAGAAAAAAUGUUGGGAGUACCCGAGCGUGUGGCUCUGUAUUUCGUCUCCGGGAUCAGCGCCGGUCUGGUUUUCCUGCUCUGCCUGUUUGGGGUGCGGUCCACGCUAGUGAAGGACGUGAAGGAGCUGGUGUCGGAUCUGCACAGUGGGCUGAAAGCAUCGAGCGGACGGCGCAAGGACGACCUCUCCGAUGACGACGAGCUCUCGGUUGCCUCGUCCUUUCGCCGGCUGACUCAAUCAUACCGCGCGACGGACAUUCUCGCUCCCUGCGCGCUCACCUUGGAGAUGACGGCACCGGGCGUUGAACCCGGUCCGGAGCUGCCCAAUGGAGACAUGUGGCCGCAUCCAGACGCCAACCCGUAUUCCAUUCAUCAGAUUACCCAUUACAGCAAUUAGUUUCUUUUAACCUUCACUACAGUUCAAGUCAAAUUUGACUACUCUGGAGAUUUUCCGCAUUAUUUGUUCAACCUGAAAUUUGCCGAGUUUUCAUCUUUUUUUUUCUUUUUUUUUUUUGUAUAGGUGCUACAAAAAUGUUCAUUUUUACCCUGGGGCUGUUCCAGGUCAAUUUUCAAGUGUCUACUAAAAUCUGCUUUAGAUUUACCAGCGUGUGUUAAAUCAAGGACAGACGUGGUUUGUGGCUUGAACCGCUCCCGAACUGUCUGUGUGUCCUCCACAUUUGUACACGUUCCUACAGAAACAUCCAUCCAUUUUCUUGCCGCUUAUCCUCACGAGGGUCGCGGGGAGUGCCGGAGCCUAUACCAGCUGUCAACGGGCAGGAGUCGGGGCACACCCUGAACUGGUCGCCAGCCAAUCGCAGGGCACAUUGAGACAAACAGCUGCACUCACAAUCACACUUUUCGGGGCAAUUUAGAAUGUCCAGUUAAUGUUGCAUGUUUUUGGGAUGUGGAAGGAAACCGGAGUGCCCACCCGGAGAAAAGCCACGCAGGCACGGGGAGAACGUGCAAACUCCUCACAGGCGGGUCCGGGAUUGGACCCGGCCCCUCAGAACUGUGAGGCCAACGCUUUACCAGCUGCUCCACUGUACCGCCCCUACAGAA